Patella vulgata (common limpet) is the source of this 2301-nucleotide messenger RNA. RefSeq names its product GTPase IMAP family member 9. Gene Ontology annotation, molecular function: GTP binding. The coding region runs from base 405 to 1691 and encodes 428 amino acids. The transcript is spliced from 2 exons. Lineage: Eukaryota; Metazoa; Mollusca; Gastropoda; Patellidae. The record is from RefSeq and is a predicted model, not a curated record.
UAUGAUGAUGAUAAUAGUAAAACUUGCUUUCAUUAUCGUUGAAAUAACAACUUAUUUCUCCCAUGUGACCAUAUUAUGAUGUGUAUGGUAGACGUAGAUCAACCGAGGACUUGAUACGCUAGUUGUCCAAUAAACACUAACCGAGGAUUUGAUACACAAAAUCAUACUUUUCAUUUUUCAGAUCACACACUCGAAAGAUACACCCUAACUGUAGAAUACCGCCUAACGCGGAGCACCUCAGAUCGACCCGACAUUCAAAUGAGAUAUUAAAUCCGGGCUUCUGAACAUCGUUAUAGUCUUGGAUUUAGUUUAAAAAAAAGUCCUCGGUUCAACCGAGGACGUACUCGGUUGACACAGGUCCACGAUUAGAAGAAAUCAAAUUAAUACUGGUUGGCAGUAAAGGAAUGGGCAAAAGUUCUGUGGGAAACAGUCUGUUAAAUAGUGAUGCAUUUAAAUCAAGGUCACCAGAAACAUCGUCUUUGGUCUCGUGUUAUAUGGCAGCAACUCAAGGAUAUGGAGCGAACCUUCUUCUUGUGGAUACAUCUGGAAUAAUCGAUAAUUGCGAUAAUCCAUUAUCCCAUCAAAUGGUUUCAAGCAUCAAUAUCUCGGCACCUGUCAUAUUUGCCAUUAUUAUAAAAUUAAAAUAUCAGUACACGUAUACCCCAGACGAGCUUGAGAUUGGUACAAGGCUGAAAAGACUAUUCGGUAAGAAUGUAAUGAACAACGCACUAGUUGUCUUUACUGAAAAAGAAAUGCUGGAACACGAUGGUUUAACACUGGAUGACUAUAUUAGAAAAUCUCCAGAUCAGUUGCAGCAGCUCAUGAAGGAAUGUAACAGCCGAGUAGCCGUGAUAAAUAACCAUGAAAACAUCAGUAACCGUCAACAGGAUGUAAUGAAAAUACUGACGAUAGCAGAAGGUAUUAAAUUGUCUCACCACUCUAAAAUUUCCAGCGAAGUAAAACAUAUGUCAGACCACCCAGAGAUCCGACUGAUUUUAAUUGGAAACAAAAGAGCGGGAAAAAGUUCCCUGGGAAAUAGUUUGCUUCAGAGAAAAGCGUUUACUGCCCUCAGUCCAGAGGAUAUCCAAGGAUCAAUCCAAUUGGCAGAUGGAACCAAAAUAGUUAUUGUUGAUACACCAGGUAUUGCUGACCCCAAAACUCCAACUAUUAACACAUUUGAAGAACUAACAAGGCGUGUAGAGCUUUUACACCCAGGUCCUCACGUAUUCAUUAUGGUUCUCACAAUUGAUAGAUUUACACAGGAAGAUGUUGACGCAAUUAAAUAUAUCAAAUAUUGGUUUGGCGAAGAUAUUACUAGAUACCUUGUUGUUGUAUUCACCGGUAAGGAUUCCUUGGAUUAUCAUGAACAAACUUUGGAAACGCAUAUUCAGAAAAGCCGAGAAGAAUUGAAAUCACUUAUCUCCGAAUGUAACGGUAGAGUCACUGCUAUUAAUAACCGUGAUAGUCAUCCUGGCAUUAAAGCUGUAUUUGAUUUGGUUCAACAAACAAUAAAAGAUAACAAGGAUGGCUUUUACAAUCAAGAAAUGUACACUAAUGCCGUUAAAGAACGCCAAGGGAAACCCAAUGUAAUGGAUACUGAUCACUUUUCUAAGCAGAAAGAUCUUCGAUUACGGGCACUGGAGGAGAAGCAGGCAAAAGAACUUGAAGCGAAAGAAAAAGAGUUACUAUAAUCGGUAGUAUUUCAGUGCCAAACCAAUUUCUCCUUUUGUGUACGUCGAAAUUUCAAGAAACGUGACGGGGGAGUUGGGUCGGGGGGGGGGGGCGUGUUCUUGACUCAUUUGGCAACAUUCAGUAAUAAAAGAAACACAAGAGAUGGAUAAAUAAUCCAAUUUAAAAAUGUGAUAACGUUUUCGAAUGUAGACUAUGCGUCUUUUAAAUUUCAGCAAACACAUUUUGGACUAAGGGUUUGUCGAAACAGUUGUUUGAUAGAUUAAAACUGGAUAUCAAGUGUUUAAUUAUACUGGCGAUAUUUAUGUAUAUAUUAUUAAUGUAGUUUCUGCUAUAGUAUUUGAGAAUAUGUGAAUUUAAUGAAGAUGUUGUCUAUAUCUUCAAAAUUACACAGCAAUGAGUUAAUCAAUUUCAUUUUAUGUCAACGGCUGGUUAGGUAAAUUACAGUGGCUACCAUUAUUAAAUCUUUAGUUAUUCGUCGUAUCAGUGUAAAAAUGUGCUUAACUUGAUGUUCUUCUAUAGUAAUAUUAUAUUUGUGUUCCCAUUUUACAAUACCUGGCAGUUCUGUGUAGUUAUUUUGCAUAACUUUUUAAUAAAUAACUGUAGAGCUUA